Phragmites australis (common reed) is the source of this 1322-nucleotide messenger RNA. RefSeq lists its product as uncharacterized. The transcript is spliced from 7 exons. Gene Ontology annotation, cellular component: cytoplasm. Gene Ontology annotation, molecular function: protein binding. The coding region runs from base 163 to 813 and encodes 216 amino acids. Gene Ontology annotation, biological process: cytoskeleton organization; cell surface receptor signaling pathway. The record is from RefSeq and is a predicted model, not a curated record. NCBI's taxonomy places the organism in Eukaryota, Viridiplantae, Streptophyta, Magnoliopsida, Poales, Poaceae.
AAAAGGGGGAAAAUAAAUAAAAUACGGGUCAAAUCCUCCUUUCGGGAAUCCUUGCUUCCGCGGCUCCCCCAGGCCCCGGCAGCCGGCAGCACCCAGCCUCCGUCCCCCCGCGGCCUCCUCCCCCGCAUCCGGCGCCGGUUUCCUCCUCCCCUCUCCUCCGCCAUGAUGGACCUGGAUCCCCGCCUCUACGAGAACGUCUCUGUCAGCGACAACGAUGUUCGCAACAUAGUGCUAUCUUAUCUCAUGCACAACUGUUUUAAGGAGACAGCAGAGACAUUCCUAUCCAGCACUGGGUUGAAGUUACCUAUUGAUUAUAGCGUGGAUGUGGAUAAGCGUAAAGCAAUUUUUAAUUUUGUGCUGGAAGGGAAUGCCCUGAAGGCCAUAGAGCUCACAGAAGAGCUGGCGCCUAACUUGCUGGAGAAUGAUAUGGAUUUACAUUUUGAUCUUUUAAGUCUUCACUUCAUUGAGCUUGUUCGUUCCAGAAAAUGCACAGAAGCUCUUGAGUUUGGCCAGAAAAAGUUGACAUCGUUUGGGAAAGUUUCCAAGUAUGUUGAGAAACUAGAGGACUUUAUGGCCCUACUAGCAUAUGAAGAACCCGAGAAAGCACCUAUGUUUCAUCUACUAAGCCCCGAGUAUAGGCAGAAUGUUGCAGAUAGCUUGAAUCGGGCUGUCCUUGCACAUGCAAAUCUACCUGCAUAUUCAUCAUUGGAGAGAGUAGUACAGCAAGCGGCUGUGGUUAGGCAAUACCUACAGCAGGAAGUUGGCAAGGAUUCUUACCUACCAUUUUCUUUGAAACCCUUUCUGAGCAAGUAAGGUGCAACCAAUCAAUUCUUCAGAAAGGCUACCACCUCCAGGCCAUUGGGCAUCUGUACCCUUACAGAGUGCAUAAACGAUGAAGCAGUUUAUACAAUUCAGAGAACCGUCUUCUCGAUUGACUUUGUCACCAUGUCUGCAGUUGCAGUGGUGUACUUUGAAAGAGGGACGUUGUACGUUUCUGUUUCCUUAGUUUAUGUUCUGUUUUUUCUUCCCCUCCUUGACAAUUGACAUAGAUAAGCAUGUACAUAUGGUCCGCGUUGAGCUAUUCUGUAUGGUCAUUCGAUGAGCUCAGUUUGAGCCAGUCUGUUGUGCAGUAUGUGCCUGACGCAAAUGAUUCAGGCCAAGCUGGUUUUUGGUCGUGUCUUCAUUCCUAGGUGAUAAUGAGUAGUAUAAAACUAUUAUAUAUAAUAUGUAUAUGAAUCCCUAAGGUACCCUAGAUAGAUAUCAUGUAUUUAGGAAGAGAAUCUAUAGAGGUAUGAAAACUUUCUGUCAAGAUAUAUUGUAAA